Messenger RNA from Gryllus bimaculatus (two-spotted cricket), 1006 nucleotides. Lineage: Eukaryota; Metazoa; Arthropoda; Insecta; Orthoptera; Gryllidae. The record is from the annotation of a GenBank genome assembly.
AUUAUAUUAUCAUUAUUGUCGUUGUUAUUUCUGACAUCGUCAUUGUCACACAGGUUCGUGCAUUGCCAGUGUUGUUUUUUGUUUGGGAAUGGUUUAGAACGCGUGGGGGAGGAAUCUCUUUUGUGCUUGAAUGCGGUGUAAGAUAUAUAAAUCCUGUGUUUGUGUUGUGACAGGAUCAGGUUCAGAACAGCUGACGAAUGACGUGUGGAUGCUGAUCAUUUCUUUGAAGCUAAUCGCAACAAAUUUUAUUAAAAUUUUUCGAAGAAAUAUGUGUUGACACUUACGUGGAUUUAAACGAUUAGAUUAUAAUAUCUUAUAAGAAUAGGUGUUCCGUGUUAGAUGGAAGAAGGUCAAGUAUUGUGUAGAAGCUGAUAUUUGCUCGACUUUUUCUGAAGAAAUGUUUUGGGUGUUUCUUAAGUUAAUUUUCGUUCCUUUAUGCGUCAUUGUACUCGAUUUGAAUCAAAGUGUCCAUGCAUCAACUGAUUGGGAUAUUUUAAUUUUCACCCAGCAUUGGCCUAUAACUGUGUGUAUGCAAUGGAAAGAAGCACAAGAGCACCAUUCAUGUAAAAUUCUUCCAGAAAAUACAUGGACAAUCCAUGGAAUUUGGCCUACAAAAGUGGGCACAAUAGGCCCUCUAUUCUGCAACCAUUCUCUUCAUUUUGAUCCUCAAAAGCUAGAACCAAUUGAAAAUAACUUAUUAACCUAUUGGCCUGAUAUAUAUAAUGGAAGCACAACUGGACUUUGGAAGCAUGAAUGGAAUAAACAUGGAACAUGUGCAGCUAUUCUAGAACCAUUGGACACUGAAAUCAAAUACUUUUCCAAAGGACUAGAGUGGAUACACAUGUAUACUAUGGAGAACAUAUUAGCACGAGCUGGAAUAAACCCUGAUAAUAUGGGAUAUACCCCACAGCAAAUUUGGAAUGCUGUUAAAGGAAGCCUUGGCACAAAUCCAGAUGUUCAGUGUGUCAAAGAUAAAAUUAUUCAGUUAGUUCAAUGGAUUACUCUU